CGUUUAUAUCUUCGAAGGGUGGAUGAUAAUUCACCACACGAAUGUAAAUUCAGUAAACCUUUGAUGCACUCCCAAGAAAUAAAUCUCCAACUUGCUUCUUCCAACAUUGAAUUUCAAGAUCAACCUCAUCAAUUGCAAAGUUUACCUAUUCCAGAAGUAGGACAACAAAGAUCAAAUGCAAUCUACAAUAGUGAUAUUCCUCUCCCUAAUCAAAGGAACUUUUAUCACUACGGAAUGGCAGAAUCCAGAUUUGGAAUGGGACAACUGAGCAUUUGUAGCAGAGAUGUGAAUUUAUCUUCUGAAGUUCCAACUAUUAUCGAAUCAGAUCAGUUAACAUCCUUAAACAAAUUUGCUCGAGGUUCUAGAAACAUUGGUUUGCAAAUUUGUGAUGAAACAUCAGACAAAUUCAACUCAUUGACGAUUGCUAACAGUGUUCAUGGAAAUUUGGCAAGUUCAUCUACAAUUGAAAGGCCAUCUAAGAUGCAGAAGUUGAAUCAAUAUGCAAGCAAUGAGGCUUUCAAUAAUGGGGCAAUACGCUAUUCUGUUUCUACUUCGCCUACAAUAACUAAAUUGUAUGGGCAGAAUAGUUUCGAUACAUCUUAUGUGGGAAAUGGAACACCAGUGUACAUAUCAGAUUCAAACUAUGAGUUUGUUGAACAUUUUGACCAAGAUGAUUUUAAUAUUAGGCCCUAUGACGAGCAAUUUGUUGGACAUGCUGAAGACAGAUUUGAUUUUGAUAGCUAUCCCACAGACAAAAAUUCUAUGUAAGAGAAGUCCAUCCAUGUUUUCUCAUGUAUAUAGUGACUUCAAGAAUUUUUGUUUCUUUCGACAACAAUUGAACAUAAUAGUGUUCCAUUAGAUGCUCUUUGAAGAUGUUUCUAAUGUAGUUGGGUGGUUUCAAGAUUAUGUUAACUUGGUGA
Molecule: messenger RNA, 920 nt
Organism: Camellia sinensis
Lineage: Eukaryota; Viridiplantae; Streptophyta; Magnoliopsida; Ericales; Theaceae
Source: RefSeq, a predicted model, not a curated record